UGCAGAUGGCACUUGUAAUACAUUCGUUAUGGCUAAUACCUAUAUGCUUGGUGGUGAAUUACUGCUCUGGGAGCAUUGCUGACAAUGAAAGUAGUACCAUUCCUACAAGAAUUUCAACUACAUUUGCUAUAAAUGAAACUGAUAAUAUCUCUGUCAUCCAGAGCUUCACUCCCUCUACACCUACACCUGUACCUGACAUUGAAAAUCUCUCUGCAAUCAAAGCACAACAACAACAUGUCAAGUUGCCCACGAAAGGGACAGCAGAGGAGGAACGCACCUCUUCGAUGUCCAUUUUCUUUGUUCUUGCUGUUGUUGCACUUUGUAUUCUUCUGAUCCAUUUUCUACUCCAAUCCAAAUUCCAUUACCUCCCAGAAAGUGUUGUUGUUGUCCUCCUUGGUGCACUUGUUGGAAUGAUCUUGAAAAUCUUCUCCACACAUGACCUUGGAAACUGGCAGAAAGAAGAGGCCUUUCCUCCCAAUGUUGUCUUUCUUGUGUUCCUACCUCCAAUCAUCUUUGAAUCUGGCUACAACCUGCAUAAGGGAAACUUCUUCCAGAAUAUUGGAUCCAUCCUUGUGUUUGCUAUCAUUGGGACUACUAUCUCUGCCUUGGUUGUUGGUGGUGGCGUCUACUUGUUUGGGAUGGCUGACCUCAUCUAUCAGCUGAAUUUUGUUGAGAGUUUUGCUUUUGGCUCUCUGAUAUCUGCAGUGGAUCCUGUUGCAACUAUUGCCAUCUUCCAUGCCUUGGAUGUUGACCCUGUGUUGAAUAUGUUGGUCUUCGGAGAAAGCAUCUUGAAUGAUGCUGUUGCUAUCGUCCUGACCAUGACAGCUCUUGAGAUUGGCAUGCCAAGUUGGGAGUCAAUGACCCUGUCAGAAGCUUUCUUCCAUGGCAUGGGAAGAUUUGGGCUUGUAUUCUUCGCAUCUGCUGCUAUUGGUGUGAUGUUUGCCUUGAUUUCAGCAUUGCUCUUGAAGCAUGUUGAUCUUCAAAAGAAUCCCUCAUUGGAAUUCGCCAUGAUGUUUGUUUUCUCCUAUGCACCAUAUGGACUUGCUGAAGGACUUCACCUAUCUGAGCCUCUGUCUUGUUUCAGGUAUUAUGGCCAUCUUGUUCAAUGGGAUUGUGAUGUCUCAUUAUACCCAUUUCAACCUCUCCCCAGUUACUCAGAUCACCAUGCAACAAACACUACGUACAUUGGCCUUCAUUGCUGAAUCGUGCAUGUUUGCAUACCUUGGAUUGGCCAUCUUCAGUUUCAGACAUGUGAUCAAGCCUUCAUUGGUAAUCUGGAGCUUGAUUUUCAUUCUCCUGGGAAGAGCUGCGAAUAUCUUCCCCCUUUCCUAUCUAGUCAAUCACUUCAGAGAGCACAAAAUUACUGGAAAAAUGAUGUUCACCAUGUGGUUCAGUGGACUUAGAGGUGCUAUUGCCUUUGCUUUGGCUCUGCAUCUGGAGCUUCGGAAUGAAGUUCGCCAUGUCCUUAUGACAACCACACUUAUAAUUGUAUUGUUCACCAUAUUGGUUUUUGGAGGCUCAACCAUGCCAUUGCUCAAGUUUCUCCAAAGUCGAGAAAGGAGAAUGGGGAUUGAUUCACAGAAUAGACGGCAGAGGCGAUCCAGUUCUAAAGAAGUUACCCUCAGCAAAACCAAAGAAAUUGGUCAAACCAUUGACUCUGAGCACUUAUCAGAGCUUACUGAAGAUGAAUUAUAUCAAGAAAGAGGAACAUCUACACAAAACCUGAAGGGAUUUCUAAAAUGGGAUGUGACCUUCCUUAUUCCAUUAUUCCGGAAACACUUCUCAAAACAAGAGCUAAAGGAGUGUCAGACUCAAAUGUCCAUGCUCACAGAUCAAUGGUACAAAGCAGUGAGGUCUUCCCCACUUGGAUCAGAAGUUGAAGAUGAAGUCUCUCUUGUCAAUAAUACAUGAAGUCAAAUCUUAGUCAACCUGAAUGUGCCACUUCUUGUAACUGUUAAUUCCCCACUGUGAUAUGGAAAAUUAUGAUUUCUUGAUUAUAUUGUGUUUCAG
Darwinula stevensoni is the source of this 2010-nucleotide messenger RNA. The record is from the annotation of a GenBank genome assembly. NCBI's taxonomy places the organism in Eukaryota, Metazoa, Arthropoda, Ostracoda, Podocopida, Darwinulidae.